AUGCCGCCGUCCAGUCCCGCGCCGGUCGACCGAAUCGCGGGCAAGGCGUGCAAACUCGGAGGAGAAAACUGCUGCGUAACGCCCGUGAGUGCCAGUGCCCGUGAAGUUGCGGUGUCCAUAGCGGCUGUGGAGAUUCCGACGCCGGUUACUGAGUUCGGCGCGGUAAUUCCGGCGCUUAGGAUGUAUUGGGAGCCGGGGGCGGGAGUGAGCGGCCAUGAUUCGCAGAUUUCCGGACAGCGAUACAACCUGCGCAAGCGCGCCGCGAAGCCCGCAGCCACCGUCAAUACUCCCGGCCGCAAGGCCAACAAGAACCCCAAGUCCGCCAGCGGCGGCAUCUCCAAGGCCGCGCGGGCGCCGAAGACAUACGUCUACUGCAUAAAGCCCAGCAGCAUGGCUCGGCUCGCCGAAUUGGAGUUCGGCGAGCACACCACGCUCGUGGAGGGCGCGCGUUUCUACCUCCUGCCUGGAGGAAAGAAGCGCGCCCCGAGCGGCGUGGUGUCCAUGAGGGUCACCGUGCCCGCUGGAGUUGACGCCAAGUGGCUGGUGGAAAUGGACUUGGAGGAGGAGUUCUUGGGGGAGGCGGAUGAGCAGGUGAUGGAGGAGGAGCGCCAGGCGGCGGCGGCGGAGCACGAGCAGGAGGAGAAGCUGGAACAGCAGAUCCAGCAACAGCUGGAAAAUGAACAGCUGGGGGAAGAGGAGCAAGCAGAAGUGGAUAAAGAGGAGGAGGCGGCUGGCAACACCAGCCGCCGGAGUUGCAUCGUAAUGUAG
Molecule: messenger RNA, 768 nt
Organism: Tricharina praecox
Lineage: Eukaryota; Fungi; Ascomycota; Pezizomycetes; Pezizales; Pyronemataceae
Exons: 4
Coding region: 1-768 (255 amino acids)
Source: RefSeq, a predicted model, not a curated record